AUGGAGGAAGAGGGAGAUAAUAUCAACAACAAUGAAGACAGCGAUGUUGAAAUCAUACCAGAAACAAUGACCUCUGACAGCGAUGGUCCUACUGUACAGGAGGAUGACACAAACGUUAUUCAAAAUUCUCCUUUUAUCGGUCAAGAAUUCAAUCAUUUUGAGGAUGCAUAUGCGUUCUACAACAACUAUGCUAAGAGUUGGGGGUUUUCUGUCCGUCGCUCAAGGAAGGUUAAGAACGUCAAGGGAGAGGUAACAAGUGCAGCCUUCGUGUGUUCUUGUCAGGGAGUUCGAGAAGCACAUAAAGGUCCACAAAAGAGGGAGUCGCCUAUAUAUGGAGAUCAGAUUUCAGUGCAUGGCUAUGUUUUGUGUGAGCUUGAACAAGAUAAGCAAUAA
Linum trigynum is the source of this 393-nucleotide messenger RNA. Lineage: Eukaryota; Viridiplantae; Streptophyta; Magnoliopsida; Malpighiales; Linaceae. The record is from the annotation of a GenBank genome assembly.